Molecule: messenger RNA, 2933 nt
Organism: Durusdinium trenchii
Lineage: Eukaryota; Dinophyceae; Suessiales; Symbiodiniaceae
Source: the annotation of a GenBank genome assembly
UGACCAUGCCAGACUCAGUGGCCCGAAUUGGAAAUUGUGCCCUUGCAAAUAGAUCCUUGGUGAGCUUGAACAUCCCGGACCCCAUGACCCACUUUAAGAAGGGUACGUUUGCUGGUUGCAAUCCUUUGGUGCUGAGGAAGUCCAAAUCUGGGACUCCAGAUUUGGGAAGAACGCCUUGAAAGGCUGCCAAAAGACGGCAGCGACAAGUGGCGCUUGCUCUAUGCCUGCAUCAUCAUCGACUUGAUUGGAAUGGCCAGCUAUUUGAUUUUCCUCAUCGGCGAGGUUGGAGAUUUGAUGUGGGCGCCCAUCGCCGGGUUCUUGCUGCAGCCUGGGGGCCUGGGCCCACCUGGCGGGACUGGGAUUGAGGGUCUUGGUCCAAUGGCCAACCAGCAGAGGUGGGCCAGCACCCGAACGUUCGACUAUCCCAGUAGGGUACCCCAGGUAGUUCCGGGUCCUAGUUCAGGUCACUGGCUACCUCUCUUGGAAGGAGGCUUCUUCGAAGAAAUGGAGGGCCAAAUUGCCCCAAAAAGGACGGCCUUCGACGUGGAUGAAGAUCGAGGAUUCCAGGCCUUCUACUUCAUGGGCAGCAGAAGUGAGGGUUGUGACAGCUCACUCUGUGGAUCCAGAGUCUCUGCGCUUCUUCGGCCUCUCUGCGCUUCUUCGGCCUCUCUCUGCUCUGGACUCUAUGGUGUGGUGAAAAAUACCGCUCACUCUGUGUGGCUCCUCAUCCUAUACAGCUCACUCAUGUCAGGAAGUACCCAGACACGACCUGUCUGGGUCUGCCAGUCCGUUCUGCCGCCCCAGAGUCUGACCUGUCUGGCACCACCCCAUCGGCCGUGAAAUGAAGGCAGUCCUAUCUUCCAGUCCCAGGUCCGGGUCGCGUGGACCUGCGGAUGUUGGACACGGAGGUGUCACCGACGGCUGUGGCCCUUCUUCGGCAGCCGGUGGCUCGGGGACUCUCCCCAGGUGGCGCCGAAGAGCACGCUGCGUGAAGAGCACACCUUCUUCCCCCCCCGGUGUUGACACCUCCAGCCGUUCCCCAAUCGGAUCCCGCACACCCCAGGCGCGGCGACUCGCGACGCGGCGACGAGUUCUGCUGCGUCUCGAGGAUGACCCCGCAAAGCACCCCAAGGUGGGCAAAUAUGUGGCAUACAUGGAGUGUUUGGGUUCAGUUCAAUGGGGGGUGAUUGGCUGAUGCAGAGAUCAGCCGAGAAGCCUUGGGAGAUCAGGGAAGCUACCCAUCAAUGUGAAGAUCCAGCAAUCUGAGCGCAUUCCUUGAAUUGGGCCAAUCGACAAGGAGCCUUCGGAGAAUUUCUUCGCCCUCCAAGUUGGGGCGCGCUUCUUUCAUCACGUCCAAAACCAACCUGUAGACGUAGACCAUGUGAAUGAAUAAGAAGCUUUCUCGAAGACGUUUUCCAUCGUUUUUUUCGCACCUCUGCAAUAAUUGUUUUCCAGAUGUUUCUUGCACCUUCUGUUCGGGUCACCUGGCUGGCAGGCUGCAGGCCCCAGCCCGCUAGCUACUUAGGGAUCUCCAUUCAACACCCCUUGAAGGUCCAGGUAUUCAUGGUUUCACAUCUUCCAAGAGAGGUUGAGAGACCUGAACUAGGACGCUGGUCUGUGGUACAUAUGGGAUGGGCGACCAGACGGGCUGUUCAACCUCUCCAGGUUCUCUCCUCUCCUGAACUUGCCAUUCCCCUAGAAGUCCAAAGACUAUAUUUUGACUGACUGAAGUAAAGGACAUUCCUCUUCGUGUCACCUAAAGACUAUUCUUUUUAUAGUCUUUGACUCCCAGGGAUUCCCUUCCCUUUUCCUUUGCUCUCUUCUCCUGUUUCUCGUUCCUUCAAGCUUCCACUCGCUCUGAAAUUGAGACGUUUUCGGUCCCAAAAUCUCCCGUUUUCUCCUUCCACAAGUCUCAACCGAUCCUCAACUCUAUAUAGGAAGAUGUCCUCAAGCGCCCGUUUUUGCAUGUGUUUGCCUCUCUUUUUCGGCACGAGACGAGGCCAUUUGAAGCGCCACCAAGCUGAGUCGACUUGAGGACGAUCCUCACUUUCAACGAUCGUACCCAUUGGCACCAGCGCGUUGUCCCACGCUCGUGCUCGAUCGAAGAAACCCGGCUUGUUCGCCCGCAUCCCCGCGCUCCGUGGCUCCCUGCGCCGCUCCCGUCUCCCCGCGUUGGCCGCUCCGUCAGGUACUUCUUUGGGAGCUUGCUGGUGCGCCCCGGGCGUCGGCGGAGUCUUUCGGGGCGUGGAGGUUCUGCUCUAGGCACCCGACUGAGUGAGCAGAACCCCGACAUGGAACUGCUGAUAUGAACUGGUUUCCAAAGGAGGUUAGCAUUCCAGCAGUCACGUUCGACGGGGUGCCGAACUGGGAGGAAGUCGGGGCGCCCCUGUCACAUCCACUCACUGGAUGGUCCUGGUUGAUUGACAUUGAGAAGAUAUUCCACAAAAGCCAUGCCCGAUGCUCUCCUUUAGUGUCCGCUUUCAGAUGAAACGAUUGCAUUCAGACUUCAAUUCCAUGCAGACCAAACUCAGUGACUCACAUUGGGAACGCUGCUUUUCAUAAUUGCAGCUCUCUUACCCCAGGUAUUUCCGGGUCCUAGUUCAGGUCACUCUCCACCUCUGGUGUGCGCCACUUGCCGCCUCCUGAACUUCAUGGUCCGGGGUUCAAAGGCUCUCCGCUUGGAGGUGUCCUCCCUGGGAGCGUUGGAAGAGUUUCUGCCCUUCACCGAUAUCUUGCCCACCGCCACGCUGGCAUGGGCGAUUUGCCACGUGGAGAGCUUGAACUUCUUGCGGCUUUUGCUGGGGAUCCAGCGCCACGGACCCCGGGAAGACGCCACCAACGGGGCGCCUGCGGCGCGCCCGCAGUCGGAGCAUCAAGACUGAGUUGGAAUGUGCCGUGAGUUCACACACCAACCCAUGCGAGUCAAGCGAGCU